CUAAACACUCCUCGGCCGCGCUGGAUGGAUUGGGGUGAUGUCAGCGCAUGGAACGCGGUGUGCAUGUUUCCCAUCUUAAUUGUCGCCUUCACGUCGCCUCGGCGAGAGGAGCGAGCCUGCUGAUGACCCUUCCAUUCUGCCUCCUCACCUCCUCCUCCAUCCGCCGGCGCGUCUCUCACAUGUCAGGCAAAGGUGACUUUCAGGCAGUUUCUCCCCCCCCUGCCCCCCACACACACACUUCUGCGCGCCAUGCAGGCGGAGAGGCGUAAAGAUGUGCGAGGUGGCCGUGCGGACCGCCCAGGCUUUGCGUGAGGAGGACGCACGCGAGCUGUCAGGUAUAGUCAAGUCGUCAUUUCAAGGGAGCCCAAAAAUGUGCCAUUUAUUUUAUUAAGAGCGACUAUCACCGUCCUCGGAAGCGGCAAAGCGAGUGUGUCAUGUGUUGCAGGCUUUCAGGGAUCGCUCGCAAGGAGAUCAGAAGCACCACGCGGUGCUGCUCAGUUUGCCCUACAAAUCUAGAUUUGGUCAAUUUUUGCUCCAUGACAUAAUGGACAGGUUGCAUUCGUCCAUGCGUAAACGGCUCUACAGUUUGCCUCAGCACAUUGGACACAAAACGUCCAUCAUGGGCGAAGGAGAAGACGCGGACAAGGACACGCGCAGGAAGAGCAUUCGGAUGAAGCCGCUGCCGUCACCCACCUCCGUGGGAAGCUGCAGAGGUACCGGGGAGACCAAAAGCGGCGAGUCGCUCAUCAUGGAGACCGACAUCGGGAGACCGUUGAAGACCAGCUCCAACGGAGACUGCCGGAGGUUCCGUGGCAGCCUCUCGUCCAUCACCAGCCGCCAUGUGCACGACUCGGACUCGGCGGAGGAGAGGCGACUCAUCACUGAGGGGGACGUCACCCCGAGCGAGGAGAGCCCCCCGGGAGCGAUCGGUGAGAGCGCCCCGGAGCAAGGCGCGCAAGAGGCCGGCGGAGGUGGCGCGUCCGCCGGCAACGGCGAGAGCGCACCUCCGAGCGAGUCCCAAGCGGACGCCCAGUCCGGGUUCAUAAAGUUGGAUGGAAUUGAACAGAUCUUGCCCGACGACGAGCGCUUGUACCAGGCCGGCUUCAUGCACCGUCAGUUCGGGGCUAUGCUCCAACCGGGGGUCAACAAGUUCUCCCUGAGGAUGUUUGGAAGCGAGAAGGCGGUGGAGCGGGAACAGGAGCGGGUUAAAUCUGCCGGAUUUUGGAUUAUUCACCCCUACAGUGAUUUCAGGUUUUACUGGGAUUUGACCAUGCUGCUGUUAAUGGUGGGAAACCUCAUCAUCAUCCCCGUAGGCAUCACUUUCUUCAAGGACGAGCACACGCCCCCCUGGAUCGUCUUUAACGUAGUAUCGGACACCUUCUUCCUCUUGGACCUUGUGCUGAACUUCCGGACGGGCAUCGUCAAGGAGGACAACACGGAGAUCAUCCUGGACCCCCAGCAGAUCAAAAUCAAGUACCUUCGCAGCUGGUUCGUGGUGGACUUCAUCUCCUCCAUCCCAGUGGACUACAUCUUCCUCAUCGUAGAGACGCGCAUUGACUCCGACUUCUACAAGACUGCCCGCGCCUUGCGGAUCGUCCGCUUCACCAAGAUCCUCAGCUUGCUUCGCCUCCUGCGCCUCUCCAGACUCAUUCGCUAUAUCCAUCAAUGGGAAGAGAUCUUCCACAUGACCUACGACCUGGCCAGCGCCAUGGUACGGAUCGUCAACCUUAUUGGUAUGAUGCUGCUUCUUUGCCACUGGGACGGCUGCCUGCAGUUCCUGGUGCCCAUGCUGCAGGACUUCCCCGCCGACUGCUGGGUGUCCAAAAAUAAGAUGGUGAACGACACGUGGGGACAGCAGUACUCCUACGCGCUGUUUAAAGCCAUGAGCCACAUGCUGUGCAUCGGCUAUGGCAUGUACCCCCCGGUGGGCAUGACCGACGUAUGGCUGACCAUCCUGAGCAUGAUCGUGGGCGCCACAUGCUACGCCAUGUUCGUGGGCCACGCCACCGCCCUCAUCCAGUCGCUGGAUUCGUCACGGCGACAGUACCAGGAGAAGUACAAGCAAGUGGAGCAGUACAUGUCCUUCCACAAGCUGCCGGCAGACAUGAGGCAGAGAAUCCACGACUACUACGAGCACCGCUACCAGGGCAAGAUGUUCGACGAGGAGAGCAUCCUGGGGGAGCUGAACGAGCCUCUCCGCGAGGAAAUCAUCAACUUUAACUGUCGGAAACUGGUGGCCUCCAUGCCGCUGUUUGCCAAUGCCGACCCCAACUUUGUCACCUCCAUGCUCACCAAGCUGAAAUUCGAAGUGUUCCAGCCCGGGGACUACAUCAUUCGAGAGGGCACCAUUGGCAAAAAGAUGUACUUCAUCCAGCACGGCGUGGUCAGCGUGCUAACCAAAGGCAGCAAGGAGACCAAGCUGUCAGACGGCUCCUACUUUGGUGAGAUUUGUUUGUUGACUCGCGGCAGACGUACGGCCAGCGUGCGAGCCGACACGUACUGUCGUCUCUACUCGCUGUCGGUGGACAACUUCAAUGAGGUCCUGGAGGAGUAUCCCAUGAUGCGACGGGCCUUUGAGACAGUUGCCUUAGACAGACUGGACAGGAUUGGCAAGAAAAAUUCCAUCCUGCAGCAUAAGGUGCAGCAUGACCUCAGCUCGGGUGUCCUCAACUACCAGGAGAAUGAAAUCAUCCAACAAAUUGUGCAGCACGACAGGGACAUGGCCCACUGUGCCCACCUCCUGCAGAACGCCCCUCCCCAGACACCACCUUCGCCCACACCUGUCAUCUGGGCCCCACUAAUCCAGGCGCCUCUCCAGGCGGCCGCCGCCACCACCUCGGUCGCAAUCGCUCUCACACACCAUCCCCACCUUCCACCAACUCUUUUCAGGCCUCCGAUUUCAGUGCUGGGGUCCCUGAAGGAUCCCCCCAGUCGACAAAAGAAGUUUCACACUUUUGGGCCAUCUUCGCCAGCUCCUGGGUCUGCUGGGGAUUCUCCCGUCAGCACACCUUCGAAACGGCGCACCGGUGUGGACAUGUCCUUCCUGGACUCUUUUCAGGCUCAGCAUGUAGAAACAGGUUCAGGGGCAACUAGUUCAAGCCAACAAGGUUCAGGUAAUGGAGGCCACCGUGGACUGAAUGAGAACAAGUCAGGGUUUAAUGUGAGCGGCUCCUCUGCGCUUCCUCGCAAACCGUACUCAUCAUCCGGUUCGCCCUCAUCGAGUUUGGCCCAGCUACACUCACAACCACAGCAUCAGCAGCCUUUUCGCUCCAGCACCCCGCCUUUAUCCAAUUUGUUCCGCCAAACAUCGACGGGUGGAAGCACAGGGUCGGGAAUAAGCGGAAGUGCAGUCGGCGCCUGCGGCGGUGCAGGAGACUGGCCUGUGAGUGGAGAAGUCGGAGGGUCUUUGGAAGGGGCGAGCGGAGGUGAUGGUGGAUGGGCCAGUGAGGAUUUUACAGCCACAAUGACGGAAGCGAGUACGCUGAAAUUCUUCAGAUUGGGAGCAGCUCCCGGUGGAUCAGUGGGGGGUAUCUCAGGGGAAUCACCAGGAGGGGUUUCUGAAGGAUCAACAGGUGGUGCUUGUGGCAGAACAGCAGCCGGGGUCUCAGGCGCUGUUACCUGUGUGUCAGUAGCAGAUCCAGCCAGAAGAUCUUUGGGAGGGGUCUCGCUUGCAUCACGAGGAAGGGCUUCUGGCGGUUCAUUCGAAGGGACCUCUUUAGAAUCAAUGUUAUCAACCACCACUGGGGGAUCAUUAGGGAGGGCUUCAGUUGGGACAGCGGGAGAGACCUCUGGAGAUUUACUGGUCUCCACAACUGCCGCAGGAUCAUCAGGGAGGACUUCCCGUGGCUCAGUAGGUGGGACUUAUGAAAAAUUAAGUGUAGCAGUGACGAAUAGCGGGUCACUGGGGCGACCCUCUUUAGGAUCAAAGGUUUCUGGAGGAGCGAACGGAGGAGUAGCUGUGGGUUCCCUUAUUGGCAUUUCGAGUGACUGUUUAAUAUCAACUCUUGGAGGAGGAUCUCUGGGAAGGGCUUCCAGUGGAGCUGCAGCGAGCUACAUCGAGGUAGGUCCAAGUGGGACAGGGGGAGGGGGGAUUGCCGCACAUAACAGCAGGACAACAGAGGGCGCAGUAGGGGGCCAUGCAGUAACUGGUCCUUCAGGGGGGGCUUCUGGUGGCACCACAGAGGGACUUAUUUCUUCUACACGUUGUCAGAGCCCAAUAUCUACUGGCUCUUCCAGCUCCAUACCAGGACAGCUUCUCUACAAUCAGCCACCCCCCAAGCCUCCUCACGUGACCCCCUUGCCACAAUUUGCUGGAGGGGGCAGGACUACAAGUGGCUUGAACCUCCUCCACUCCCCACCGCACGGCUUGUCAUCUUCAAGCAAAGGGGAUAAUGGCCAGCAGCCCAGCGAGGGUUCACCAUCACCACUUGGGCAGUUUAGCCUGGCAGGUCUCCAGUCCGGAUAUCUUCCACACCAGUUGUCUUUGGAGAGGUCUGCCUUGGCUUCUCUGGCCCAGUACGGUUCAGCCAAUGUCUCGCCAUGCCUUACUCCGUUGGCACCGAGCCCAACUAUUCAAAGCCCGGUGACGAGCAGGACUUUCCACUUCAGCGACACAUCCAGUGCCACAGGAUCCCACAGUUCCCUGCUCAUGCCUCAGUCCUCUCUUCCUUCACAUCCGUCGGUCCAGACACACACCGCAGGAAGAGAUAUACAGCCCGGUCGUUUUUCUGACGAUCUAAAGCUGCUAUCUAGCUCGCAUUCAUCUCUUCCCCAGGAGGUGGUCCAGGCCUUAGGGUACCAAACUGCUUGCUCCUCUGUGGAAACCGGUUAUUACCCCUCACCUUUCUCCUCACCCACUCUCAAAUCCAAAACCUGUAGCUCGGUUCCCGGUCAUUUGACUCCUCCAAUUCAGCUUUCUCCGGGCCACCCCCAUCAAACUCACUCUGUCGUAGCCUCGCCAUCCCCGUCGCUCCGGAGGGGCUCCUCUGCCUACUCGUCAGAUCUCGAAACUCAAGCAGUCCGCUCAAAGCUUCCUUCCAAUUUGUGAGGAUUGAUCACACCCUCCUGUGCUCCUCCAGACUGAAACAUAUACAAACGUGAUCUCACUUGGGGUUGCUUUCAUUUUCUUUGAUCAGAUGUCACUGUGUUCCGCUUUUUAUUUUACCUUAAACUCGCUGUGACUUAAUAGACACUUUACCAGGUAACAAUCUUUUAUGCUUGGUCCUAUUCUUAUUUACGUCAUGUAUAUAGAUAGAGGUAUAUUUAAGUAACAUGUUAAUCGAGGAGGGUGUGAAAAUGAACUCUAUUUAAAGGACUGUCAUUUCUUGACAGGAGAGGGCAGUUCAAUACUCAAAUAUUCAUUUUGUCUGCAGGCACCUAUGCACUAACACCUGCAUCCAAGGCUUUUUGUGUGUCUCAACAAAAGUGACCUACAUUUUUUUUUUUUGCUAAAAUACAUGUCAUAUGGGGUCGCAUAUUGUUGAUUCUCAAAUGUAUAGACUGUGCUUAUUUAUCAUGUGUAACUGUGUAUACCUUUUGAAACCUUAUGACAGACACACAAAAAAAAUGUGGAAACCAAAAAAGACUUCCAGUAAGGUAAAUCCUUCCAACCCCUUAUUUUAUAUAACUCUAUUGUAAUAUUAUUAUUAAUAAUAAUAAUAAUGUAUUUGAAUGCAGGGCGAAGAGGGGCGCAAGUGAGCUGGCCUCCAUUUCACUGUGGAGAUUACUGCAGCAUGUGUGUCCCAACAAACUCACUUUGUCUUCCAAAAUCAUGCCGCUAAACCCUUUUCCAACGCCCGUGUCAUUUCGUUCGUCCCGAAUGUGUGUGGCUGCUGCGUAAGUGUGCGACUCAGCCGAACAGUUCGAUGCAAGGCAAGACUUUGCGUUUUUUCCAUUUGUUUUCCACGUUAAAAAAACUCAGACUUUCAUGGAGCACGGGUUGUCUGUGUUGAUUCUCAGCCAUCCAAGUCAUUAGUGUGACACAGAAGCUGCGGUUCAUCCUCUAAAUUUGAAGUGAAAGCAACCAGAGCAUCUGCCUCUGAUUCAACUUCAGUGGGUAAACCACAGCUUGCGUGUGGUCGUUGAGAAUGGAAAUGAACAACGUGAUAUGCUUAUUAUUUUGUCUUCUAUGGCUGCUAUCGGAUCAACAUGGGAACAUCUCUUUAAGAUGUUGAAUGUAUGGACAUUUCGCACCGGUAAAAAAAAAAUGGAAUUACUGUAGCACCAAAACAAGACUGUUCUGUCACUUAAAAAUGGCAGUCGGGUUCAAUAUAUUGGAGACGUUUUCAUCAGCAGCCGUUUCUGUUGCUAAAGUGGCCUUUGAAAAGACCUAUUGAGCAUUAUUACAUGCUUACGAUUAAAACUUGUUAAAAAGUAGCAUCUUCCCCAAUGCUAUCAUGCAAUACUUCAAGUGUAGCAGAACGCAUGUGUGUACUAAUGUUGGUACUGUUUAGACCGUUUGGGUGUAGGGAAGCAUAACACUAUUUUAAUUUUGUUUUGUUUUGUUUUGUUUUGUUUCAUGCUAAGGUUCUUUUGAGGCGCUACCCGGUGGAAUUGUACCCUAGAGCGGAUGUAGCGCAGCUUCACUAUAGCUUAGUAUUAUGUCGGUCUCUGAUAGGUACACUCCAUUUUCAUGCUCUAACGUCCAAUUCUUUACUGUCAAUCAAUUGUCAUGCCCUUUCUUCGACAGACUGUAGAAUACAGACAAUAGGCACUUUAUCCUCCGAACCAAUUUUUAAAAGGUAAGAGAUCCCACAAAAAAAGGAAUCAGCAUGUGUGUUCUUACUGCUUUUAUGUGUGUGAUGUACUCAGAAAGACCAAACACAGCACGCAUAUUGCAAUCAGAAACUUUUGACACAUUUCUUGAGCAGCUCGGGCGGGGGAGGGAAAAAAAUCACUCUUAACACACCCCACACCACAGCGUAAUCGCUGAUGAUGGUUUUCGAGAGACUUGCAAAGAUCAAGCCUUUGCGGACUUUGAUUGCGAGGGUUGGGGAAAAUGCUCAAAUCGGGUCAGAUUUUCAUUUUAUCCAAAAAUGAGUUGGAGGCAGACAAGGACAGGGGAUAUGUUUCAACUAGUUUGUCUGUAGCUCAUCACCGAUACGCAUACAUCCGGGCAGGUUCCUCUCCAACAGCUGAGGCCCCAUCAACUCAGUCGCAGCAGCCUAAUUUAACAAGACGUUUGCAAGGCUAACAUGGAGUCACUCACAGAAACACACACAAAUCGGCACUCUGUGGCAAUUUCCCUCUCAUUAAAGCUUCCCCACAAGUCGAUAUAAUGAGGUGCAGCACACACGCAGGACGUGACACUGCUGUUUACGUAUUUAGACGCAUGCAAAUCAAAUAGCAACAAGGAUGCUUCUUAAACACCCGUAAGAUUUUAUUUCCAAAGAGCAAGGGGUUAUUUCACAUGCAGAAAUUUGAUUGGACAUGUAAACACAUCCACAUCAAUGAAUCGAGUAACUUGCGGCGCUCCAAAAAUAAUUCAGGAAGUAUUUUGAUUUUCAGGUAGACAUUCGAUCAGAGGAAGGGACCCAAAUGCAAAACUUAAAACUAAUUAUCUUUGGUCUAAACAGAAACCAAUGUAAUAACUGCAAACAGCUCACAGUAACUUCUUCAAUAAAUGACUUAUUUUCGAAAAAAAGGCUAUAAACAUUUUACAAUCUAUGCCAUCUUUUUUUUUCUUUUUAGGAAAAGACAAAAUUAAUACUUUGCCCCUUUUUUUAAAAAUAAUUGAACAAUGCAGAUCGAUAAGUAUUGGAGGUUGUAGAGCUAAAAAUCGGAGUACUCAUACAUGUAUCGACACUGUCCCGAUAUAGAUGUUUGAUAUAAUAACACUUACUUCAUGAGAUCUGCGUUUCAAGAGAUUUCACAAAAUGUCAUUUCAUCUAGGCAUCUCAUGUUUGAAAAAAAAAGGAAAAAUUUUAAGAUCAUUUCCCUAUGUCGCAGAACUGAAGUCAAAAUUGUCCAAAGGCGUGAAUGUGAGCGUUAAGGUUUGUAUGUCCAGAUGUGUCAUGUGAUUGACUGGCAUCCAGUCCUUGGUGUACCCCACCUCUUUUGACGACAUAAGACCUGCAAUAUACGGCACAUGAGUGUUUUAAUAGAUUGUACAUGUUUGAAGUACUAAGUAGCCUUUUAUCGAGCAGCGAAUCAUUUUUGAUAACCAAAGUGGGCUUCUUAAACUUGGAACACUUCACUAUAGAAGAUGACCACUCAGCGAAGUUGUUGUUUUAUUUUUUUACUUGUAUUAUUGGAGGUUUUCUGUGAUUGGCUGGCGACCAGUCUAGGGCAUACCCUGCCUCUUGCCUAAGGUCAGCUGGGACACGCUCCAGCUCAAUCGUGUCCCUAAUGAGGAAAAGCAGUAUCAAAAAUGGAGAGACGAAAAUGUAACACCUUGAACAUUAUAUUUUUAGCAAUUUGCAUCGUAGUUAAUCGUUUGGUCUUUGAGGCAUUCAAAUCUUGAGGUAGAAUGAAGAUCGGAUAUUCUUGGUUCAGCUCUAUUUAACCUUCAAUUUUAUCUUUCGUGGGAGUUGAACGGGAACCCAGGCAACAUAUAAGAGCGCACCCAUUAACAAUCCAAACAUUCACAAAGCUCAAGUUACAACUCUCACAACCUUUCCACAGUUUUGGAGCUGUAUUCUACCUUCAAAAUGUAUCUUGAAUUGUAUAACUUCAAGGGUAUUGGAUAUUCUAUUAAAAAGUUAGACCAACACUUGUACAUCACUAUAUUCAAAAGCUUUCGUGCCAAGUUACUUUAUUCUCCUGGAAUUACAUCAUAUACCUUCCUCUUCUCGUGGCUCAAACUCCAAAAGUGAAAA
Molecule: messenger RNA, 8816 nt
Organism: Hippocampus zosterae (dwarf seahorse)
Lineage: Eukaryota; Metazoa; Chordata; Actinopteri; Syngnathiformes; Syngnathidae
Product: potassium/sodium hyperpolarization-activated cyclic nucleotide-gated channel 1-like
Exons: 9
Coding region: 545-5047 (1500 amino acids)
Biological process (GO): transmembrane transport; potassium ion transport
Cellular component (GO): membrane
Molecular function (GO): voltage-gated potassium channel activity
Source: RefSeq, a predicted model, not a curated record